GCCCAUUCAUAAUUCAUAAACCUCAUUAGCUUUCACUGUAAAAUCACCUUUUUUCCAUAUCCCUCCUCACCGCAAUGGCGUCGAUCGGCGCGUCGGGUCUCGCUUUAUCCGUUAGCCAUUCCCAUCGCCGGCGUGUUAAGCCCUCGGCAACGGCCUCCGUGCCCGCUGCCCGUUCCCUUCCACCGGUCUCAGUCAAAUCCAACCGAACUGCUUUAUCCUCAUCCUCUCAAAACCCUGAACCCUCGUUUUCCACGCAUAAGCCAAAUCCUUCCAUUUUGUCCUCCAAACUGUUUAAUAGUCUCUUAAAAGCAUCCUUCGUACUCGGCUCUGGCCUCUUCUUACUUCCCAGCGGGUUGCCUAAGCAUCUUUUCAAUCUUGGCGGCGGCGGCGGCGGCUCCAGCGGAGGAGGCGGCGGCGGCGGCGGCGGAGGUGGAGGAGGAAGUGGUGGCGGUGAAGGUGGUAAUUUAUGGUCUAAGAUUUUCUGUCCCUCGGCCAAUGCGGGAGAGGAAGAGUCGCAAGAGUGGGACAACCACGGCUUGCCGUCCGACAUUGUGGUCCAGCUAACCAAGCUCAGUGGAUUCAAGAGGUAUAAAGUAUCCGACAUCAUCUUCUAUGAUCGGAAACGCGGCUAUAGUUUCGGGAGUGAGGAUUCGUUCUUCGAGAUGGUGUCGCUCCGGCCAGGUGGGGUCUAUACCAAGGCUCAGCUCGAGAAGGAGCUCGAAACCCUAGCUUCCAGCGGAAUGUUCGAGAAAGUUGAUUUGGAGGGGAAAACGAAAUCGGACGGGACCGUUGUUAUCACUUUCCCCUUCUAUGAGAGCACCUGGAGGUCUGCCGAAUCUUUCCGGUGCAUCAAUGUGGGGUUGAUGCCGCCGGAAAAGCCAAUUGAGACGGAUCCGGACUUGACAAUGAAGGAGAUGGAGGAGUAUUAUAGUUUACAGGCGAGCCAAUACCAGACAAGAAUUAAGAAGUCCAGGGCGUGCCUGCUGCCAGGGAAUGUGCAAAAUGAAAUUUUGAAUAUGAUGAGAGGGCGUGUAAGCGCAAGAAUGCUUCAGAGAAUUAGGGACAAGGUGCAACAAUGGUACCACGAAAAUGGGUAUGCCUGUGCACAAGUUGUGAACUUUGGUAACUUGAACACAGACGAGGUGGUUUGCGAAGUGGUGGAGGGUGAUAUCACUCAGCUCGCCAUUCAGUUCCUGGACAAGCUUGGAAAUGUAUGCGAAGGGAACACUCGGCUUGCUGUAGUGAGGAGAGAAAUACCUAAACAGCUUCGUCAAGGACAAGUUUUCAACAUCGAAGUGGGGAAACAGGCUUUGAGGAACAUUAAUUCUCUUGCUCUCUUCUCUAAUAUUGAAGUCAACCCGCGCCCGGAUGAAAAAAAUGAGGGUGGAAUUGUUGUGGAAAUUAAGCUGAAGGAAUUAGAACAGAAGUCUGCUGAAGUCAGUACAGAGUGGAGUAUUGUGCCUGGACGUGGAGGUCGUCCUACAUUGGCUUCAUUUCAACCUGGUGGAACUGUUUCCUUUGAGCAUCGGAAUAUUAAAGGGUUAAAUAGAUCCUUGCUUGGUACAGUGACUACCAGCAACUUCUUCAACCCUCAGGAUGAUCUUGCAUUUAAGCUAGAGUACGUGCAUCCAUAUUUAGAUGGUGUAACUAACCCUCGUAAUCGUACGUUCCGCACUAGCUGCUUCAACAGCAGAAAAUUGAGUCCAGUCUUCACAGGUGGGCCAGGAGUGGAUGAAGUUCCUCCUAUUUGGGUGGACCGAACUGGAGUUAAAGCCAACAUUACAGAGAACUUCACACGUCAAAGCAAGUUCACUUAUGGACUUGUGAUGGAGGAAAUUACAACUCGUGAUGAAAGCAGCCAUAUUUCUGCUCGUGGCCAGAGGGUAUUGCCAAGUGGAGGAAUUAGUGCAGAUGGACCUCCAACAACUCUCAGUGACACUGGCAUUGACAGGAUGGCAUUCCUGCAGGCAAACAUCACUCGUGAUAACACCAAGUUCAUAAAUGGAGCAAUAGUGGGCGAGAGGAAUGUAUUCCAGCUUGACCAAGGACUUGGGAUCGGAAGCAAGUUUCCUUUCUUCAACCGCCACCAGUUGACAUUGACCCGAUUUAUUCAGUUGAAGGAAGUGGAGGAAGGUGUUGGUAAGUCUCCACCACCCGUAUUAGUCCUUCAUGGACACUACGGCGGUUGUGUUGGAGAUCUUGCUAGCUAUGAUGCCUUCACACUCGGGGGACCAUAUUCAGUAAGGGGAUACAACAUGGGAGAGAUAGGUGCAGCCAGAAAUAUACUCGAGCUUGCUGCUGAGCUCCGGGUACCUGUGAGAAACACACACGUUUAUGCAUUUGCUGAACACGGAAAUGAUCUCGGUAGUUCAAAGGACGUGAAAGGGAACCCUACAGAGGUUUACAGGCGAAUGGGUCAUGGUUCCUCUUAUGGCGUUGGAGUGAAGCUCGGUCUAGUACGAGCAGAGUACGCCGUUGAUCAUAACUCUGGCACUGGCGCGGUAUUCUUUAGGUUUGGUGAAAGGUUUUGAGGAACA
Messenger RNA from Ipomoea nil (Japanese morning glory), 2537 nucleotides. Its product is annotated as protein TOC75-3, chloroplastic. The record is from RefSeq and is a predicted model, not a curated record. Lineage: Eukaryota; Viridiplantae; Streptophyta; Magnoliopsida; Solanales; Convolvulaceae. The coding region runs from base 75 to 2531 and encodes 818 amino acids. Gene Ontology annotation, biological process: protein import into chloroplast stroma; chloroplast organization. Gene Ontology annotation, molecular function: protein-transporting ATPase activity. Gene Ontology annotation, cellular component: chloroplast outer membrane. The transcript is spliced from 7 exons.